Messenger RNA from Athene cunicularia (burrowing owl), 1864 nucleotides. It is a transcript of the gene MCCC2, whose product is annotated as methylcrotonoyl-CoA carboxylase 2. Gene Ontology annotation, molecular function: methylcrotonoyl-CoA carboxylase activity. Gene Ontology annotation, biological process: L-leucine catabolic process. Gene Ontology annotation, cellular component: mitochondrion; methylcrotonoyl-CoA carboxylase complex. Bases 31 to 1578 code for a protein of 515 amino acids. The transcript is spliced from 17 exons. NCBI's taxonomy places the organism in Eukaryota, Metazoa, Chordata, Aves, Strigiformes, Strigidae. The record is from RefSeq and is a predicted model, not a curated record.
CCGGUUGAUACACUGGAAAACUAUGAACGAAUGAAAGCACUGGUAACUGAACUCCAAAUGCAAGCAGAAAAAAUCAGAUUAGGAGGUGGAGAAAAAGCACGUAAGCUUCACACAUCAAGAGGAAAGCUGUUACCCAGAGAGAGAAUUGACAGGCUUAUUGAUCCCGGGUCUCCAUUCUUGGAGUUCUCCCAGUUUGCAGGUUACCAGUUGUAUGGUAAUGAAGAGGUUCCAGCAGGAGGCAUUAUCACAGGCAUUGGACGAGUAUCUGGGGUGGAAUGCUUGAUUGUUGCUAACGAUGCAACCGUCAAAGGUGGUACCUAUUAUCCCAUCACAGUUAAGAAACAUUUACGUGCUCAAGAAAUUGCAAUGCAAAAUCAUCUCCCUUGCCUAUAUCUGGUUGAUUCAGGAGGAGCAAAUUUACCUCGGCAAGCAGAAGUAUUUCCAGAUCGAGAUCAUUUUGGCCGUAUUUUCUAUAAUCAAGCAGUCAUGUCCUCACAAGGAAUUCCCCAGAUAGCAGUAGUAAUGGGAUCCUGUACAGCCGGAGGAGCAUAUGUACCUGCAAUGGCUGAUGAAAGUAUUAUUGUUGGCAAACAGGGAACAAUAUUCUUGGGAGGGCCACCACUGGUUAAAGCAGCAACAGGUGAAGAGGUAUCAGCAGAGGAUCUUGGAGGGGCAGAUCUUCACUGCAGAAAAUCUGGUGUAACAGAUCAUUAUGCUUUGGAUGACAAUCAUGCACUUCAUCUAGCAAGGAAGGCUGUGAGAAGUUUAAAUCUCCAAAAGAAAGUAGACGUGAUUAUAGAACCAUCAGAAGACCCUUUAUUUCCUGCUGAUGAAAUAUAUGGAAUAGUUGGUGACCAGCUAAAAAGAAACUUUGAUGUCAAAGAGGUCAUUGCUAGAAUUGUAGACGGAAGUAAGUUUGAUGAAUUCAAAGCCUUAUAUGGGGAUACUUUAAUUACAGGAUUUGCAAGAAUAUUUGGUUAUCCAGUAGGAAUUAUUGGAAACAAUGGAGUCCUUUUCUCAGAGUCAGCAAAAAAGGGUACACAUUUUAUCCAGUUGUGUUGCCAGAGAAACAUUCCCAUUGUGUUUUUGCAGAAUAUUACAGGUUUCAUGGUUGGUAGAGAAUAUGAAGCUGGAGGGAUAGCAAAAGAUGGUGCCAAGAUGGUAACCGCUGUAGCUUGUGCCAAUGUACCUAAAAUAACAGUGAUUAUUGGUGGUUCUUAUGGAGCUGGAAACUAUGGGAUGUGUGGAAGAGCAUAUAGUCCAAGAUUUCUUUAUGUGUGGCCAAAUGCUCGCAUAUCGGUGAUGGGAGGAGAACAAGCUGCAACUGUUCUAGCUACAAUAGCUAAGGACCGAAAGGCAAGGGAGGGAAAACAGUUAUCUGAGGCAGAUGAAGCAGCUUUGAAGGAGCCAAUCAUUAGGAGAUUUGAGGAGGAAGGAAACCCUUAUUAUUCCAGUGCAAGAUUAUGGGAUGAUGGAAUUAUUGAUCCAGCUGACACAAGACUGGUUUUGGGCCUCAGUCUCAGCGCAGCAUUAAAUGCACCUACAAAGAGGACAGAAUUCGGGGUUUUCCGGAUGUAAACUAAAACGUGUGCUCAUCAGAAUUACCUAUGUAUAUUUUAUUUGAGGCUGGAGAGCAAAGUUGAUGUGAUUAAAAAAAUAAAGAUUUGUACAAUGCUAUUUUUAAUGGAAAUAUUGUAAUUAUUUUUACUGAGUAAUCUCACAGUGCUUCAGUGUUUUGAUAGUGGUUUGAGAUCAGUCACUUACAGUGCUUGUAUAGCUGCAUUGCAUGAAUAAACUGCAGCUUCUAGCAUUAUGUUUAAAGUUUGACAAGAGACCAUUAAAUAAAUCUGCAAAAUAAGAUACA